This is a messenger RNA of Rhinichthys klamathensis goyatoka, 2188 nucleotides long. It is a transcript of the gene bco2b, whose product is annotated as beta-carotene oxygenase 2b. The coding region runs from base 149 to 1819 and encodes 556 amino acids. The transcript is spliced from 12 exons. Gene Ontology annotation, biological process: retinal metabolic process; carotene catabolic process. Gene Ontology annotation, cellular component: mitochondrion. The record is from RefSeq and is a predicted model, not a curated record. Gene Ontology annotation, molecular function: beta-carotene 15,15'-dioxygenase activity; carotenoid dioxygenase activity. NCBI's taxonomy places the organism in Eukaryota, Metazoa, Chordata, Actinopteri, Cypriniformes, Leuciscidae.
CCUUCAAUUGGCAUGGUCUGUGAUUUGGUAUUGCAUAAGUACCAUGUGACCCUAAAGGAUCUCUUUAUAAGUCCAGGCAGCAGAGGAAGACAAGGGAUUCUCUCAAAGACAGCUCUUAAAACAUCUUCAACUCAACGAGCAGACCAGCAUGUCUUCUAUGAACCGUCUUAACAGUAGCACUGGCUUGAAGAAGACCAGGUCAAAGAAUAAAGAUCAACACUUCACCGAAGUUCAUGGUCUGCCGUGCAUUGAGAAUCUGGUUUGUUCUGUAGAUGAAACCCCAGAGCCCAUCACAACCACAGUUACAGGUAACAUUCCCUCCUGGAUCAAAGGCAAUUUCCUCAGGAAUGGACCUGGAAAGUUUGAGAUCGGAAGAAGCAGUUUCAACCAUUGGUUUGAUGGGAUGGCGCUUCUGCACCAAUUCCACAUCGAGAAUGGAAAUGUGACAUACAUGAGCCGCUUCCUCAACAGUGAUUGCUACACUACGAACCUUGAGCAUAACCGCAUUAUAAUGUCUGAAUUCGGCACGGUUGCAAUGCCAGAUCCAUGCAAGAACUUCUUCCAGCGCUUCCUAUCACGCUUUGAGCUGCCGAAGCCAACUGACAAUGCAAAUGUAAGCUUUGUUCAGUAUAAAGGAGACUACUAUGUCAGCACAGAGACCAACUUCAUGCACAAAAUAGACCCAGAGACACUUGAAACAAAAGAAAAAGUGGACUGGAGUAAAUUCAUUGCGGUUAAUGGCGCCACAGCUCACCCCCAUGUGGAUCCUGACGGAACUACAUACAACAUGGGCAAUUCUUACACUCCAAAAGGUGCCUUCUAUAAUAUAAUAAUGGUGCCGUCAAAGAAGGUGAACCAAAAGGAUACCUUGGAAGGAGCCACAGUUGUGUGCUCAAUCCCCUCAGAGGACAAGUCCAAACCAUCAUACUAUCACAGCUUUGCCAUGUCAGAGAACUUUGUAGUAUUCAUCGAGCAGCCAAUCAAAAUGGAUCUCUUGAAGAUUGUGACAAGCAAACUGCGUGGAAAGGGGAUUAGUGAAGGUGUAUACUGGGACCCCAAACGAAACACAGUUUUCCAUGUGAUCAAUAAGCACACAGGAAAGCCGAGCCUCGUCAAAUAUUACGCAAAGCCACUCUCAACAUUCCAUCAGAUAAACUGUUAUGAAGAAAAUGGUUUCCUGAUCAUGGACAUGUGCUGUUCUGAUGAUGGCCAAGCAAUUAACAACUACAUGAUUCAGAAUCUAAAAAAGUCUGGGAAUGCUCUAGAUGAGAUAUACAACACAAUGGGUAGAGUGUUCCCUCGCCGCUUUGUCCUGCCAUUGAACAUGGACAGGGACAAACCAUGUGGGCAAAAUCUCAACACACGCUCAAAUAGCACUGCGACGGCCAUCAAGACAGACAAGAACAAGGUGUUUUGCACACAUGAAGAUCUCCAUGGUGAUGAUCUCCAUGAAUAUGGAGGUCUGGAAUUCCCACACAUCAACUAUUCAAUGUGCAAUUCCCACCCCUACCGUUAUUUCUACGGAUGUGGCUUCAGACACCUGGUUGGAGACUCCCUUAUUAAAAUGGAUCUUCAAGGCAAAAAAAUAACGGUGUGGAAACACGCAGACAUGUAUCCCUCAGAACCAAUCUUUGUCCCUUCACCUGGUGCUGUAGAAGAGGAUGAUGGAGUCAUUCUGUCUGUGGUCAUCACCCCUAAUCAGGACAAGAGUACCUUCCUUCUAGUGCUGGAUGGAAAAACAUUCGAAGAAUUGGGCCGCGCUGAAGUACCUAUCAACAUUCCAUAUGGAUUCCAUGGGACUUUCCAAAAUGGACACUAAAAGAUACUUUUUAAAAGCCCAAAUGUUUUGGAAGAUGAUCAUGCCGUCUCUUAUUAACCUACUCUCAUUUUUUUUUACUUGUAUUGUUUUCUCUCUUGAAUUAAACACUCAAACUUGUAUUUUAUAAAUUGUCAGUCACAGAAUAAUAGGGUCUGCUAUAAGAAUUUAUUAAAACAAAUCUGCAAAUGGUUUUUAGAAUUGUCACCACAUAUUAGCUUUAUUUCAGCAUAACACCUAAAGUAUUUUUCAAAUUUUAUAAUGUAUAAUUAUUAAUCAUUAAAGUAUAAUAUGAACAUGUAUAAUCAAUGUAUUAUGGAUUAAUGCUUGUAGAGCAAAUUAAAUGCAUUAUAUAAAUCACUUGACAUUAAA